UGCAUUAAUCGUUGCGUCACUUCAUACAAGAUAAUGAAAAUGGACUGUGACAUAACCUUCAAAAAUAAAAGUGUUUAACAGUUUAAUAAAGGCUCUUUCGUAACACUUUUUAACUAAACAUUGACGAUGGGCGGUAAUACUUCCAAAGCAGUUGUACGAAAAGUUGUUAGGCCAAUCAAGAAUAUAAAUGUGGAAGAAAGGGCUCAAAAAGUUGUAGAAAAACAUAAAGUAAAGCCGGUUCGAGCACCGUUGCACCCCACGACCAAAGAAAGCAUAGAAAAACAAGUUGCAGAUCAUCCAGAAAUACAAGAAGAAUUAGAGAAACAUGACACUUCGUUGGUUGACCGCGUUAAUACAUUACAUCUUGAUUCUGUUGGAAAAAUACAGAUUCAAUCAACAGACCGUCCUCUACCACAAAGCCGAGAAUCUGUUUUAGAUCCCCUAUUAGCCUUUGAAGAACCAAAAAAGAUUCCAAAGGGAAAAGUUUCCAUUCGACAAAUUGGAGUUAUACUUGACAGAGGUGACUCAGCUGUUAAAGAUCCAUUACUGCAUCAGGCACAGUGUAUUUCUAAAGAAUAUCACUUGAAUGUGCAAGAAACCAUGAACUUAUUGAAAUAUUAUGAUAAAAUUAAAAUUAUAGAAAUAACAUCUGCCUCAGAUAAUGAUAAGCUUUUACAGUGGAAAUAUGAUCAUGAUGAACUUGAGAAACCAAAACCUUCUUGAUGCAGGCUUUAAAUAGGAACAAUUGUUAUUGCAGACUUUAAUUUAAAACAGUGUAAUUAAGUUGUUGACAUUGUUUAUGAGAAAACGCUCAUUGUCUUUUAUUAUAAAGUUGUGCUUAUAAUUUAUAAAAAAGUAGUCACCAUUGA
Ruditapes philippinarum (Manila clam) is the source of this 869-nucleotide messenger RNA. RefSeq names its product NADH dehydrogenase [ubiquinone] 1 alpha subcomplex assembly factor 4-like. The record is from RefSeq and is a predicted model, not a curated record. Gene Ontology annotation, biological process: mitochondrial respiratory chain complex I assembly. Bases 127 to 723 code for a protein of 198 amino acids. Gene Ontology annotation, cellular component: mitochondrion. The transcript is spliced from 3 exons. Lineage: Eukaryota; Metazoa; Mollusca; Bivalvia; Venerida; Veneridae.